UGCCCUAGAGAGAGAAGUGCUGGUGGGAAGCAAUGCUGCUGAACUUCCCUCCCCCAACUCUUACACAGGCUCUUGAAAGCUCAUUUACAGGCGCUUACAGGGCUCAACCUUGUCCUAGACUGCUCACUUGACUCACCGUCCUCUGGUUCCACUGUUUGGGGGCAGCAGAAGUAGAGUGAGGGUUUCUGUAAAACAAGGCAGUGUGCUUUGAAAUGGCCUCAAGACGAUGGGAGGGUACUAACUUAGACAAUUUUCCCUUUGAAAAGAUGCCCUGGUGUAAGAAGUGGAGGCACGCCUGGGUUCAAAUUCUUGCUCCAGCAUAUAACUGGCUAUGCAAACUUUGGUGAGAUGUUUAAUCUUUUGUGCCUCAAUUUCUCCAUUUGUGAAAUGGAGCAAAUACCUACCUCACAGGGUUGUUGUGAGGAUUAAAUUAAAUGAGAUUAUGUAUGUAAAAUAUCUAGCACAGUGCCUAGCACAUUGUGGGUACUCAAUAAAAGGAAAUAGCUAGAAUCUGAGCAUUCUGGGUAGAGGUUGGUAGGGUGCGUGUCUCUGUGUUUGGGGGGAUGCUGGGGGUUUUGAGUUGAUCCUCACCUGGAAUUCGUAAUUGUAAACCUUGAUGAUCCACAUGGGUCCCAAUAACUCAGCCAAAUAGGAAGCUUCGUUGCUGUGAGAGAAAGAGUUUGUAACUUUGGGUGGAAUGAGGAAGAUUAGUGGCAUUUACUGCCAACAUUUGAUAUCCUUCCGGAGGGUACUGUGCUCCCAGAGGCCCCUAAAGUUUGUGAAUUUUUAAACUCAAAACAUUCUCCCCUGCCCCCAGUCAUCUCAUACAGAUCAUCUGACAAAGUGCUAUUCUUAGAAAUUGUCCCUGUUCGUGGGGAGCUUUUCUGGUUCUAGACUUGCUCUACAGUUUAAAUAAACCACAGCCCUGGACAUUCUCCUUCACUGAGUCCUGGGCAUCCUCUCACACUUCCCCUGGGGACCUUUACAUACCAAGCAAGAAGCACACAAGCAUACAUGAUGGCAGCACUCAGCACUGCCACCAAGGUAUUCGGUACAUGUGGUUCCUUUUUAGUCUGGCCUGGCAGGCACAAGGUGUGAUUCUGUCCUUGAAAGGUUACUGCCGAGGGGCAACAAGAGAACAGGGUUAAGAAGAAAGCUGGGUGUUCAGCAGGAACAGAAAAGGGCUUCAGCACCAGCACUGGUGGUCUGGGUCCUCACUUGUGUCUGGGGGACGGCUGGACAGUGCAGAGAAGGUCAGAUACAUGAUGUAGCAGCUGAUGACAGAGGCCUGCAGAAGGCCGGAGUGUGGGUGCUCUGGGGAGAGUAGGUGUCAUUAGUUGACAGUGACUUUACUUCUACCUCCACCUGCCCUUGUCUUCCCCACUGGGGAGAGUGGGUGGGAGAAGCAGCAGAGAUGGAGAAGGCUAAGGAAACUACUCAAAGAGACACACCCCACCCCCAAAUCUGGGACUUAAAUUGCAUAUACCCAAUAUACCCACUGAGGCGGAUGCAAGGUGCAAUGGAGAGGAGAGAGAGGAGGCCACACAAGCAAAGGUGCAGACUGAGUAACAUCUUGUUGAGCAGGCAACCAUCGGGGUGUGUGUAGUGGUGGAACAUUAGCACGGCUCCCGCACCUGCCAUACUGUAGAAUCCUAGGGUGGCCAGUAACACACCCAGGAACCAGCUACAGUCUUGGGCUGCGCCAGUCUGCCUGAAGAGAAGUGGGUAAGGGUUUAGAAUGCCAGCCCAUUAUGGACUAUUCACUGUCUCCCAGCAGACACUGAUAAGUUAGCCCACUGGUCCACAUAGUACAUUCUUGAACUUUUUGUUUGUUUUGAUACAGGAUCUCACCAUAUACAUCGGACUGUCAUUGAACUCACUAUGUAUUUCAGGUUGGUCCUGAACUCCUACCUCAGCAUCCUGAGUGGUGAGAUUAUGGGUAUUUGUCACCAUUUUUUGUAUUUCAAGACAGGGUUUCUCUGGGUAACCUUGGCUGUCCUGGACUUGAUUUGUAGACCAGGCUGGUCCCGAAAUCACAGGCCUGCCUCUGCCUUUCGAGCCCUGGGAUUAAAGGUGUGUGCCACCACACCCCAGCAUUUGUCACCAUUCUUGAUUACAUGUUUUUAUUUUGUUUUAAAAAAAGGCUGACCUGGACUCCCUACCCUGCUUUUUUUUUUUUGUUUUUAGUUUUUUGAGGCAAGAUUUCUCUGUGUAGCCAUGGCUGUCCUGGACUUGCUGUAUAGACCAGGCUGGUCUCUGAUUUGCCUCCCUGAGUACUGGGAUUAAAGAGGCUCACCACAAUGCCUAGUUCUACUUGUGGUUUUUGUGAGAUCAUGUAUCCUAUUCUGGCCUUGAACUCUUGGCCCUCCUAUUUCCAGCUCCUCAGUGCUGUGAUCACAAGUGAGUGUCUUCACAUCUGGUUUCCUGAGCGUUUUGGUACUGUUUGUUGGGCGGCCAUGGGAACAAUACCUGCUAUGUCCUUUGCCCAGUCUUUCCAUAUCCAGCAAUUCCUGACAACCUCCUUGGGAGGAGUCUUUGGGAUUAGAUGCUCCUUACCAGUUCUUGUUCCAGGAGUGGGCAAAGGCUGUGAUAAGAACCAGCUGUAAUAGGAUGAAUAUGAAGCCUCCACAGACGCCAAUGUAAUGCCAGGCUGCAAAAUAGUCACCAUUUGGAACUUUCAGCUCUAGCUGGUCAUGGUGUGUCACUCUAUCCAUCCACCCCCCCUUUUGAUUAAGAGCCCAGGUAGCCUAGUAGGUCUCAAACUCUCAAUCUGCUCCAGUCUCCUGAAUGCUGGGAUCACAGCUGUGUGGUAUUCUGUAAGCUCGGCUUCCUGUUACUGAGUAGGAAGCCUGUUCUUGCUGAUGAGGGUGUGAGGUGAAGAGUACCUGGGAAGAGAUGCUCGUCCGGGAUGCAGAAGGCAACGGUGCAGAGACCAAACAGGAGCAACAGCUUGAGGCUCCAGAAGCUACUUAGUGGGUUUGAGAGAAAACCAGAUAGAGGAGUAAAAGCAAAGGGGGAAAGAAAAAAAUCAUGGCAGGUGGGUAGUACAGGGGAGGUGGGACCAGUCCCAAGUCCCGUGUAGUCCCAAGUGCUAACUCCCAUUUGGAAGUCACAACAGAGCAACACUUCAUGGAAGGUUCUCAUGUAACCCUUGUUACUUUCAGCGUAGAGCCCAGAGAUUUAUAAACCUGUUGUCUAUCUUUUUACAGUGCUCUUUCUUCAUCCGGGUGUUUUCUUUAGCCAGCUUGUGUCUGCUUCCCUCUGUCCCAUCCUAUCCAAAAGUUAUACACAAACCUGUUAUGUAGCUGUGCCCGAGGGCUGGUAGGGGAGUGGAGGCGGACUAGUAGCACAGCCUGCAGCAGGUGGAAGGUGGCAGUUCCUGCACAUACUCGAUACACAGCCCCAGAGCCACUGAGUACUGGACAGUCAGAGUUGCCAAACAGGUGGGCACACAGCACUGAGGGCAUCUGGAUCUGCAGGGAGUUUGGUUGUGAGAAAAGGCAAGUCACAAUGCAUGGAUUAGUCCCAGCUUUUCACUUUGCUCCCUCUCUGUUCCCAGUCCAGGUCUUCGCACUUUGCCACCUCUGCCCACUUACCCCACAUGCUUUGCCCCAGACCCUUUCUAACACCUUCCUGGACAGCAGGAGGCAGCAGAUUGCUGAGGCCCCCACAUGGAGAAGGAUGUAGAGCAAGCAGCUACAAGUAGACUCUGACAGAGAGGGCAGCCUAGAGUGGCAGCAGCUGGUCCAAGAUACAGGCCCACAGCAGGACACCUGGGGAUAGAGCAGAUGUAGGAAGCAAGGUGGAGCUUUUGGGGGGUGGUGUUAGACUAUGUGUGGGUUAACCGAAGGCCAAAUUCCCAAACCGUUUCCAUCUGACUGGUUAUGAACGACUUAGGAUUGCCUUUCACUAAACACUAGUAAGAAUUUCAUUGCCAGAACCUCAAACUUUAGUGUCGACUUGACCACCUACUUUUCCCUAAUGCUGAAUGUGGGAUGAGAGGUUCACCAAUUAUCGAGGCCAAGAACAGGUUUGUCUCCCCAACUCCCGAGUUUCCUAGCUAUAUCUUGCUUAUGGGCAUCUUCAAAACUCUUCCCAAAUGCCGUCUCACCUGAUUGAAAGGGGUUUUCACUACAACAUCGCUGACUCCACCGUGCUGCUGUGCAAGGUCCGGGGUGGUGCUCCGGCCUGUGAUGAGUUUUGCAUCUGUAAUUUUUGGCCCAGAGGUUAGGCGUAGAUCCAUUACUGCAAAAGCUGAUGAGGAACAACAGCUUCUCAAGAUUUUCGCCCAUUGGGCAGUUGUUCUGCUGGGCUAAUCACUCGUCUUAAGGCAGCAGAAUGGACAUAUCAGAAAAUAAAUACAGAUCACCAGGAAGUGGUAAAUGCAAAUAGCCUUGUGAAGAUGUCUUCGCUGGGCUUCGUAUUCUGGAUCAUUCGGACUGUGAGAUUAGGAGCAAUUGGCCUAUCUGGUCUGGGGAUUAGAUAUUUUAAUUGGUUUAGGAUUAGCUGUUGGCAGCCUUUGUUGGGCAGAAUUGUGUGUGUGUGUGUGAGAGAGAGAGAGAGAGAGAAGGGAUUGUUUUUAGGUGAAGAAGUAAGGUUGUGCGUUUGGGUGGUGUGGCUAUUGAACAGAUAGUCGAAGGAGACUUUGCACAAAACGAGCUCGUGAGGAAGUCAAAAGCGAACCGCCGCGGUAGCUGUUCUCAAGAGAGUCACAAAGGUGUGGUCCAGCGCUUGCCCCGCCCCUUCUCGGGCGGAAGCGGAGGGUUGCCGGAAGUUGUGAAGCAGCAGCCUAUGCGGCGGCGCGGUGAGAUCGAAAUGGCGACCGAGGGUGAUGUGGAGCUGGAGUUAGAGACCGAGACCAGCGGCCCGGAGCGGCCUCCCGAGAAGCCACGGAAGCAUGACAGUGGUGCUGCUGACCUGGAGCGGGUCACUGACUAUGCGGAGGAGAAGGAGAUCCAGAGUUCGAAUCUGGAGACGGGAGAAGGAACUGGCGAAGGUCACUAUCAAGAAGGAAGAUCUGGAGUUGAUAGUGAGUAG
This is a messenger RNA of Psammomys obesus (fat sand rat), 5037 nucleotides long. It is a transcript of the gene Hypk, whose product is annotated as huntingtin interacting protein K. Bases 4792 to 5037 code for a protein of 81 amino acids. Gene Ontology annotation, biological process: protein stabilization; negative regulation of apoptotic process. The record is from RefSeq and is a predicted model, not a curated record. The transcript is spliced from 2 exons. Lineage: Eukaryota; Metazoa; Chordata; Mammalia; Rodentia; Muridae.